Peronospora farinosa is the source of this 969-nucleotide messenger RNA. Lineage: Eukaryota; Oomycota; Peronosporomycetes; Peronosporales; Peronosporaceae. The record is from the annotation of a GenBank genome assembly.
AUGACCUCCAAUGGCUCUACAUCUUCUCCUGCUCCACCCGUAGAACUCCAUAAUCUCAACUUUACAUUUGCUAAAGUAACAAUUGGUGGUACACUCGUGACUCCAUGGCAACCUGAUGCUUUCAAUCCAAAUCCCCCUCCCCUUCCUACUGACGAUCGUGUCUUACGUGACAUUAAUUUAACGGUAGAAUCUGGUCAGCGGGUGUUAAUCGUUGGUGGAAAUGGAGCGGGGAAAAGCACGUUAUUACGUAUUUUAGCUGGGAAACAUUUGACACCAGACGAGACAGUUUUAAUCUAUGGACGAGAUGCUUUUCGUGAUACUUUACUCAAUACCAAACGGACUUUUGUAGCUGCUGAAUGGGGUCAUCAUGCUGUUGCCUUUGCCUCUAAUGCAAUGGUUUAUUCGGCUGAUAUGGCAAUUGAAGAAAUGAUGAUUCAAUUGCAGCGUGAACAUCCAAAAAGACGACAACAAUUGCUGAAAAUUCUUCGGAUUGAUCCGAAAUGGCGUCUCCAUCGACUUUCAGACGGUCAACGUCGUCGGGUUCAAUUGUUUUUGGCCUUAUUGAGACCAUCGCAGCUUAUUGUACUGGAUGAAGUAUUGGGAUUACUUGAUGUCAUUUCACGAGAAAAUGUGCUUACGUUCUUGAAAGAGGAGACGGAGACCCGACAGGCGACGGUGUUACUGGCUACCCACAUCUUUGAUGGAACGGACACUUGGGCUUCCCAUGUGCUCUAUAUUCGACGUGGCACGAUCGCUUUCUAUGGUCCCAUUGAACAAUGCACGGAGAAUUAUCAAAUUCCAAUGUACAAGGUCGUGGAGCACUGGCUUCGUCAAGAACUGGCUCAAGAUGACCGCAUUGAGAGCGAGGCCAUUGGAGUAAACGGCGAGUUUGAUCUUGCCAAUGCCCAGAAUCGUGCAGGCGGAUAUGCGGCUGGUCGCUUGGGUGGGAUUGACAUUGACGCGUUGUAA